Molecule: messenger RNA, 261 nt
Organism: Anisakis simplex (herring worm)
Lineage: Eukaryota; Metazoa; Nematoda; Chromadorea; Rhabditida; Anisakidae
Source: the annotation of a GenBank genome assembly
AUGGCAAGCUUGAACGAACCUUUCGGAACAGAAACAAUCGGUUCCUCAGCGUUCAUCGACAUCGGUGUGGUUGAUACGGAACAAUACGAACGAGCUGACCACUUCUUCCUUGAGUUAAUGCCACCGAUUUGGGCGAAGAAGAUGUCAGGUAAGCACAACAUCUCCUAUCCGAUGAUGAUCUCAUCGAUGGAGCAAAAGCCAUUCAUUCCCACUCAGCCAUCUAACUUCCCGAUUGUGAUACUCAUUCCGAUCAAAAUCUGA